CUCCUUUUCACCCUUCGUUUUUCUUUCUCAUUCCCUUUCAAACAGGCAAAUGGCUCAGAAACCACCCAGAUACGACACUCGAAUAAAAUAUACAAACAAACAAAACGAUUAACCCUCGAUAAGGCUUCCUUGGCAAGUGUCUUGCUUGCUACGGAUCUUGAGAAUAUGAGCUGUUGAAGAAGCUCCCCCAUUUAAGCUCGGCUUUUCCCCUUGUUCUACUUUCUUUAACUGCCCUCUUCCGAUACUCCUUCUCAAGUAGAACUCUAUAUAUUUUUUCUAUCUUCUCCUUCUUCUCUACUUGGUUUUCAUAACUAUUGUUUGUAUUAUUUCAUUUUUAGAAUUCUUUGUUCGAUAUUUUCUGCUCUGUAAAUAUUUAGGCUUGCGAUAUAUAUUAUUAUCUUGUUGAAGUUUAGGAUAUUUGGGUUUGGUUUUUAUUCUUUCAAUCCUAUAGAAAUCAAGUACUUUAAUUCAUGGAAGAGGCAAUAGUGGUAAACAAAGGAGAGGACCUCAUCGGUUUGCCUCCGGGUUUUCGAUUUCACCCCACGGAGGAGGAGGUUAUAACUUAUUAUCUUACAGAGAAGGUGGUGAAUAGCAACUUUAGUGCAAGUGCUAUUGGCGAAGCUGAUCUCAAUAAGUGCGAACCCUGGGAUUUACCAAACAAAGCGAAGAUGGGAGAGAAAGAAUGGUACUUCUUCUGCCUGAGAGAUAGGAAGUAUCCAACAGGCAUGCGAACGAAUCGAGCGACGGAAUCUGGAUACUGGAAGGCCACAGGAAAGGAUAAAGAGAUAUACAAGGGGAAAGGCUGCCUUGUUGGGAUGAAGAAGACCCUUGUGUUCUAUAAAGGGAGGGCUCCAAAAGGAGAGAAGACCAAUUGGGUCAUGCACGAGUACAGACUGGAAGGAAAAUUCGCGUACUGCAACCUCCCCAAGUCUGCAAAGGAUGAAUGGGUUGUCUGCAGAGUUUUCCACAAGAGCUCAGGGAUCAAAAAGGCCUCGGCCCCAGACGCCCUGCUGAGAAUGGACUCCUUUGGGGAUGAUCUAUCAUCUUUUCUCCCUCCCCUCGUGGAUCCCUCAUUUUCCAACAACAAAAGGGCUGGCUGUGGUGAAAACAACUUCGAGGUAAUCCCCAGCUCAUACUUAUCAAUGAGGGAGAACAACCAGCAGCAGCUAAAGCAGCAAGUCCAGAAGAAUAUCGUCCAGCUGCCCUUCAAUAAUUCUAUCCCCAUCACUACUUACCAAGCUAGUCUCAUGAGUAACUCCACAGCGAACCCCUUUUUAAAUCCUGGUUCGAAUCCUCCCUUCUCCUUUCAUGCAAAUCCAAACCUUGAUUAUUUGCACCAAGGGAGGGCUAGUUCAAUUCAGAGCGUCACUGACAUCUAUGACCAUGGAAUCACUGAGCGAGCUGUUUUAAGAGCACCCGAAGCCAACAAUAACGGAAAAUCUGGCUUAGAGAGGCAGUGCAAGGUGGAGCAGUUCUCAUCCAAUCAGUCCAUGGCCAGCCUCUCACAGGACACAGGAUUUGGCACUGACAUGAACACGGAGAUUUCUUCUGUCGUCUCAAAGCAAUAUGAAGGAAGCAACAGAACUUACGAUUCAUUGGUUGGCCCCAUUGCUGAUUUGGAGUGCUUGUGGGACUACUGAAGAAUAUAAAAGAUGCAUCCCGUUUGUUCCUUAAUUUCUUGGGCUAUAAUUGUUUUCUUCCAAACAGUCGCUUGCUUCCCGUGUAUGAUAGGUAUAUAGUUAGUCAGAAAAUGUUCUUGGGCACAUAUACAUUGAUUCGUGAUCAUGUCCAAAACUUUUCCGAUGGCAUUUUUAUUUUAUUUAUAGAGGAUGCCAAUCAAGGAUUUUAUGGACAUAAACUAUGUAUGUACAUACAUACAUACAUAUAUAUAUAUAUAAGAUGUCGUUAUACGAAUUGUUGAUUUGAAGUUAA
Messenger RNA from Carya illinoinensis, 1932 nucleotides. Its product is annotated as NAC domain-containing protein 87-like. The record is from RefSeq and is a predicted model, not a curated record. Gene Ontology annotation, biological process: regulation of DNA-templated transcription. The transcript is spliced from 3 exons. Lineage: Eukaryota; Viridiplantae; Streptophyta; Magnoliopsida; Fagales; Juglandaceae. Bases 471 to 1640 code for a protein of 389 amino acids. Gene Ontology annotation, molecular function: DNA binding.